Messenger RNA from Exserohilum turcica Et28A, 1259 nucleotides. RefSeq lists its product as uncharacterized. The transcript is spliced from 3 exons. Gene Ontology annotation, molecular function: iron ion binding; C-4 methylsterol oxidase activity. NCBI's taxonomy places the organism in Eukaryota, Fungi, Ascomycota, Dothideomycetes, Pleosporales, Pleosporaceae. Bases 122 to 1027 code for a protein of 301 amino acids. Gene Ontology annotation, biological process: ergosterol biosynthetic process. The record is from RefSeq and is a predicted model, not a curated record.
CCGCCCAAUCGCUCCCUCACCAUCCCUCUGCUGCUGCUUGCAGUCAUUCCUCUGCCUCAUUCUUCCUCCGUACCUCCCAGACUGCUGUCGGCCGGUCUCGGGCGCAUCGCAAGCGGCCAAAAUGAACGCAACCUCCGUUCUGACGCCCAUGGCGCAGGACACGUACUGGGGCUCCUUUGAGGAAAUCUCAAAGUACAAUGUGCAGCUCAACUACCUGGAGAAGAUGUGGAUGGCGUGGUACGCCUGGAUGGGCAACGACGUCCUGGCUACGGGCAUCAUGUCGUUUGUCAUUCACGAGGCCCUCUACUUUGGACGCUCGCUGCCCUGGAUCAUCAUUGACUGCAUACCCUACUUCAACCGCUACAAGAUCCAGCAGCACAAGAUCCCCACUGCUUGGGAGCAAAUGCAAUGCGCUCUCCUCGUCCUCCUCUCCCACUUCACCGUCGAGCUUCCCCAGAUCUGGCUGUUCCACCCCAUGUGCCAGUACUUUGGCCUCGAGACGUCUGUCCCCUUCCCCAGCAUCUACAAGAUAGCAUACCAGCUCGCCAUCUUCUUCGUCUGCGAGGAUGCGUGGCACUACUGGACCCACCGCGCCAUGCACGCCAGCUCUUUCCUGUACAAGAACAUCCACAAGAUCCACCACCAGUACUCGGCUCCCUUUGGUCUCGCCGCCGAGUAUGCCUCGCCCAUUGAGGUCAUGAUUUUGGGUUUCGGAACUGUCGGUGUACCCAUCAUGUGGUGCGCCAUCACCAAGGACCUCCACCUCCUGACCAUGUACAUCUGGAUCGUCGUCCGUCUUUUCCAGGCCAUCGAUGCCCACAGCGGCUACGAGUUCCCCUGGAGCCUGCACCACUUUUUGCCUUUCUGGGCCGGCGCCGAGCACCACGACGUCCACCACGAGAAGUUCAUUGGCAACUACGCUAGCAGCUUCAGGUGGUGGGACUAUGUUCUCGACACCGAGGCUGGCGCAGAGGCCUCCAAGAAGCGCAGAGAGCGCAAGAUGGCCAAGGCCAGGAAGGCGCAGUAAACGAGCAAUGGCGUUGUAAUGUGUAUUGAGGCGUCGGUCGUGGCUGAUUACCCUACCCGCCAGUUUCGAUGUAGGGCUGGCAUGAAAAUGGCGUUUGGGUAAAUGGAAAACGCAGCUAUGCAUUUUGGCAAUAGACAGUACAAAACCCGAGUAAUGGCAUGAUUGUUGGCUGUAAAUAGGAGUCGGGGCAUGCUAGGACAUAUAUAAUUAAUAUCAUCACGGUCGUUAUGUU